GGACAGCGGGACCCGGAAGUAGUUGCGGAAUUCGGCCGAGACGCCGCGGUCUGAGGUGUAUUUUUCACCCGUUUUCUGCACUAGCUGACCCUGCCGUCGCCAUGGGGAAGCGACAGCACCAGAAGGACAAGAUGUACAUCACCUGUGCUGAAUACACUCACUUCUAUGGUGGCAAGAAACCAGAUGUCCCACAAACAAAUUUUCGUCGUCUGCCUUUCGACCACUGCAGUCUCUCUCUGCAGCCCUUCGCCUACCCGGUGUGCACCCCCGAAGGCGUCGUCUUUGACUUGCUGAACAUCGUUCCUUGGCUUAAGAAGUACGGGACCAACCCCAGCAACGGAGAGAAAUUGGAUGGGAGGUCCCUGAUCAAGUUGAACUUUGCGAAGAACAAUGAAGGGAAGUACCAUUGCCCGGUGCUCUUCACCGUAUUCACCAACAGCAGCCACAUCGUGGCCAUCAGGACCACCGGCAACGUCUACGCCCACGAGGCGGUGGAGCAGCUGAACAUCAAGGCCAAGAACUUCCGAGACCUGCUGACCGACGAGCCCUUCUGCCGACAGGACAUCAUCACCCUGCAGGAUCCCACCAACUUGGACAAGUUCAACGUCUCCAACUUCUUCCACGUUAAGAAUAACAUGAAGAUAAUCGACCCAGAUGAAGAGAAGGCCAAGCAGGACCCGUCGUACUAUUUGAAAAACACGAACACGGAGACGCGAGAGACGCUGCAGGAGCUCUACAAGGAGUUCAAAGGGGACGAGGUGCUGGCGGCCACCAUGAGGGUCCCCGAGAAGGCGAAGGUGGACAAGCUGAACGCCGCCCACUACUCCACUGGGAGGGUCAGCGCCUCCUUCACGUCCACUGCCAUGGUUCCCGAGACCACGCAUGAAGCAGCGGCCAUCGACGAGGACGAGCUGCGCUACCGGUUCGUGAAGAAGAAGGGCUACGUGCGUCUGCACACCAGCCUGGGCGACCUCAACCUGGAGCUGCACUGCGACCUGACCCCAAAAACCUGCGAGAACUUCAUCAAGCUUUGCAAGAAGCAGUAUUACAACGGCACCGUUUUCCACCGGUCCAUCCGCAACUUUGUGAUCCAGGGAGGCGACCCGACGGGCACCGGUACAGGUGGGGAGUCGUGCUGGGGGAAGCCCUUCAGAGAUGAGUUCCGGCCCAACCUCUCGCACACGGGCCGCGGCGUGCUCAGCAUGGCCAACUCGGGGCCCAACACCAACAAGUCUCAGUUCUUCAUCACUUUCCGCUCCUGCGCUUACUUGGACAAGAAGCACACCAUCUUUGGGCGGGUUGUUGGGGGCUUUGACACGCUGACGGCCAUGGAGAACGUGGAGAGUGACCCCAAAACUGACCGCCCUAAGGAGGAGAUCCGCAUUGACUCCACCGUCGUGUUCGUGGACCCCUAUGAAGAGGCCGACGCUCAGAUCGCCGAGGAGCGCAGGAAGACACAGCUGGAGGCGGCUGCCCCCGAGAGCACGGCCAAGAGCAGCCAGCCCCCCCAGGGGAGCCAGGGCCCCCAGGCGUACCGCCAGGGCGUGGGCAAGUACAUCAGCCCGGCAGUCACGAAGCGGGUGGCAGAGGAGGAGCCGUCCAGCAGUGCAGCCGUGCCCGUGGCCAAGAAGAAGCCCAGCCGUGGCUUCGGGGACUUCAGCUCGUGGUAGCAGCCGGCCACUGCGCUGGAGCCGGUAGGGACUCGGGGCUUGGGUGCGCAGAGUCGACCGUCCGCCCUUCAAUAAAGCUCUGGCUGCUGCCCGAGUCCUUUCCUGGCUCCCUCCGUGGGUGGAUGGCCUGGCCCAGCCCUGUCUCCACAUCUCAGACUUCCAGAGAGGAAGGGCUGUCUCUGACCCCCGCCCCCCCCCCCACCUGUCACCUAAGGGUGGCCGGUCCACUUGGGGGCCCUUCCCUGGGGACCCGGCCUUGUGCUCGCACUGACCAGUGCCCGGCUCGGGGGUCCUCCCCGCUGAGGAGCCACAGGGCCCGUCCUUCCCACGCUGCCUCCCUGCAGCCCUCCCCCUGGACACGCCCCUCGGCUUCUAGAAGCACCACAGAUGCUCAGGACAGCUGCCUCCCAGGACCACAUCCAUUCACACUGGGAGGCCCACAGCCUCCCUGCAGUCCUCGCCCGCUCUCAGCACUGAGCCCCCAGGUCAGCACGGCUGACCCCCCUGCUGGGCUCCAUGCCCACUUCUGUCUGGUCUUUCCUCACCCAAAGCCUCCCCGCAGCGAGUACAGCCGGCUUUCGCUUCCAGAAGGUCCUGUAGCUCCGCCCCGUCUCUGCUGCUGGGCCUGGGCCCACAGCUCCACACGCACGGUGGCCCCUCCCCCGCUUGAGGCCUGCCGGGACUGCUCCAGGGCCUGGGCUCCACAGGGACCGUCCUACCCCAUGCCUGUGGCCAGGCCGCCGUCCCUCAGUCUUCAGGACCCAGCACCAGCGCUGCCUCGCCUGGGAACCGCUGAGCGGCUCCGUCCCUGGGAGCCGGGGUCAUGGGGAGGAGGUAUGUGAGGCGCUUGCCUGAGGCUCCUGGAGUGGGGGCGCUCACCCGCAGCAGCUCUGGAGGCUGCCAGCGCGGGCCCCUCGCUACCUGGCCAGACCGUCGAUACUACUGACCAGGAGGCAGCAAACGUUGGAAGCUUUAUUUUGGAAGCUCACGCAGACAGAGCAUGGAGGGCCAGACAUGGGCAGUCCUGCUUGGGGAGCGUGCCUUUGGGCUGGCCUGGCCUUCUGUCCAUCUGUCCAGCAGCCGGGCCCACCUGCCCUGACGGAAGGCCAGCCACCCCAGGCUGCAGACCCACAGCUCCACAGAGGGGACGGGCCUGCCCAGGGCCUCUGAUGAGGGAUGGUUUACGUCUCUAAGUCAUUUUGGAGCUGAAAUUGUACUUCUCUAGAUGUUAAAAAACAUUCAGAUUGUGUAAGUCCCUGGUGAGGGCAUCAGGUAAAGGACUUUUGAAACAAUUCCCAUUUCUGAUCCCUCCUAAUAGCUGACAGAUGCCAUCAAGAGUAAGUGUUAAGGUAUAAAAAUACUAUAUAUAUAUAUAUAUACUUAAAAAAACAGCCAGAGCUAAACCCCAUUUCUAAAGGAAAUGUGCAGAGAACACUACGUAGUGGACUUAAACGCAUUUAUAAUCCUGGCGUCACCUCCCACUCUUCCCAAGGAAAAAAUAUCUUAAAUAAUUUAAAUAAAAGUCGUGGGGUGAUAGCCAUGUAGGAACUUAAAGGGGAGCAUCCCAGCACUUGACCCGCACGUCUGGCUGUGGCCUCAGGAGCGUUGGUCCUUGAAGCUGCUCACGGUCAGUUCGUUUGGUUUCAAAAGGAGCUCGGGUUUUGCAGAAGACCCACAAGGAAAGUGGCUGAGAGCCUUGGCUGGUAUCAGCUUCGAAGCCAUCCUGCGCUACGGGGAGGAAGGCUGCCGCACCCCCAGAGACAGCCCAGAACACACACUCCACAUGUGAGUGCAGUGGACACGGGAACUGCAGGUGGCUCCUCGGCGUCCAGAAGCAUCUGCUGGAGGAGCGCCCGGCUGCCGGCUCAGGCUGGUUCUCAGGGAUUCGGACUCAGCCCUCAGAGUGGGUGCCCGCUGGACCUUCCCAAGGGGCUCCAAGCACCAGGCCCCGGGGCUCUGCUGGGAGGCGGCCUGCUGGGCACCCUUGUGGACGACGCAGCACCCUGGGGUGGGGGAGCCUAGGGCUCCCCAUGGUCCAGGCUGUGGGUCAGAGGGUGCCCACAGGAAGCUCCCCUGAGCCUGGAGCAGCAGCCGGGGCUCCAGGCUCAGGGGAGAGCCCCCCAGUCUCCAGUUUGUGGCCAUGAGAUGGUGGGGCCGGGAUCCCGGGCGUCUCAGGCUGGGCUCAGUGGCCAGAGGGCCUUUGGCCUCCACUCUGCAGACUGGCCAGAAGCCACACGCAGCCCAGCCCUGCAAAGGCCCAGCGCGUGGGAACUCGAGCAGAACCAGGGCGGGCUAGGGCCCCCGAGCAACGAGUUUACACCUGUCUUGCAACUGGAACUUUCUGUGGAAAACGUGAAAACAGUGGCAGAUCUUAAUUUGGAAGUUUAUCCUGUUCUGGCCUCUUUCAAAUAUAGGAAAAAUAAUUUUUUCUGCAACUACAUCAGAGUAGAAAAGGAAGUCUGCUUUCCUUCGGCCCAGUGUGAUCAGCUUGAACUCUGCGGGCCAGCCACUCAGGGCCUGUGCGUGGGCCCGGGGUCGUGUCUGCUGACCACUCGCUCACUUGCCUUCUAGAUAAGGAAGCUACUGUCUUAAACAAACAGGGUGCUCCAUCAGACACGUUUCUCUAUUUCUAGCUCAUCUAAAGUGUUAUCCAGUGGCGCCCUUUGCUUUUGAACAAGGCUAAAAAGCACCCUGGGUGCAGAGACGCACGGCCGUCAGGGAGGUUCCUGGCAGACCACUGCCCUGGGCGGCCUGCACGCAGAACCACCACGCGGCGGGUCCGAGAAUCAGUGAGAAGUGGUCCCCUCCCUUCACUCCAGACGAGCAGGGCUGGCUCUCCAGAGAGGCCGCCUUGGGGUCCAUGGGGACUCAGUCUGGUUCCAUCAAUAACAGAACACAGCCAAACUCUACCUCAAAAGCAUUGGUUACAAAAUGUAUGGACUAGAUGGACAAGUCAUCAGUCGGUUGUCUUUCUCUGGAUCUUGAGAAAUUAGAAACAGGUCAUUGGAACAUUUCAGAAACAACCAUGUGCAUGAAGAGGACACAGCUUGCGGGGGCUGCCUCACCCAGGGGGCUGGCCGGGGGGGUCACCCGCCCUCGGACACUCCUCAGCUCCUUGAUGACCGUCUCAGUCACAUUCAAGGGGGAACAGGAAGUCCACUUUACUCCCAGCCAUUGUCUUUGAUCAUGUGAGCGAGCUCGAUGAUAAAUUUUCCUUCUUUAUACUUC
Molecule: messenger RNA, 4898 nt
Organism: Dama dama (fallow deer)
Lineage: Eukaryota; Metazoa; Chordata; Mammalia; Artiodactyla; Cervidae
Gene: PPIL2
Product: peptidylprolyl isomerase like 2
Exons: 20
Coding region: 102-1670 (522 amino acids)
Biological process (GO): protein polyubiquitination; protein folding; protein peptidyl-prolyl isomerization
Cellular component (GO): catalytic step 2 spliceosome
Molecular function (GO): ubiquitin-ubiquitin ligase activity; peptidyl-prolyl cis-trans isomerase activity
Source: RefSeq, a predicted model, not a curated record